CCAGUUCAACGUAUAGACGUUUUUCGCACCGCAAUACCUGCGUUUUAUCUUUCCGCGUUGAUUUUUUAUAACGAGAAUUCGCCAUUGGGUCGCUUUCGAGUGCGAUAAUUCCGCGCUUUGUUCGUUAAUAGUCCUUCUGGUCCUUCGAUUCGAUUCGGAAUUGUGUUAUUCCGGCGCGGACCUCGUGCAUCGAGGAUUUUAGGAUGGCGUAGUUGUGUUUUCAUUGUGUUUGUUUGUGUUGCCUGAUAGGGAAUUUUCGUGUUUGGUGGAAAAUUCGCUGUGGGUAGAAUUUCGAGAGCCCCGGCACGUUUGGAUUUAUUGUCACUGUGUAGUUGAAAUUUAGAAGAAUUUGUCUUCGCUAGAAUGUUACUUAUUAUUUCUUUGAAGUUGUGAAGUUGGAAUCUUCGAACUAUGAUAACAAUUCAUUGAAGAUAUGUAUUCAAACAAUGAAAUUGACAUAAAUUUAUUGCUGAAUUAUCCUUUAAUCUCCAAAAGUAUUAAAGAAGACGGGACGGUAACUUAUAAAGGCAUAAUAGAAAUAAAUGAUGAAGAUUACAGCGUCAGUAUUCUACAAAGCGCUCAAAAUAGCUUUACUGUACAAUUACCAGAAAGUUUGAAACAAUUCGAAAAUUAUUUUAAAACCUCGAACUCGCCCGAUAUAAUCAGUUAUCUGGAUCUAAUAAAGAAGCAUGUUUCUUCAAACGUUCCUCAGAAGAAGCCCAGCAACCACUGCGAAAUCUUCCGUCAAGUAUUACACGAAUAUCAAGAGUUUACGUUGUUUUUUAUGAACUUAAAAUCCAGUCAUAUAUCCUACGAUUUGAGCAAGAUCAACGUCAUCGCGUUAGACGAACAAAACCGAGAGCACCCCGUCGAAAUUCGCGUGAAUUUCGAGGAUAAAGCGAACAUUUUCGAGAUCAGCGAGUACGAUUUGCCUUGCGAAAAGGACAAAUUCAAGAAAUCAUCUUACUUAAAGGACGUUUACAACCAAUUCGUCCAAAUGGUGGAGUCUCUGCAGCCGUUUUUCAAUUUAAUGGACGAUUUCGACGCCAACUGUGAUAUUUUAGACCCCGUGCCGCAACAUCGAAGGCACAAUUAUAGGAGGAUUUGGCUUGGUGAUUCUUCGUCGAUUGUAAUAACAGUAGAUCCGUUCAAAUUGAGCGAAGUGCCUGUAAUUACCUUCCUUGGGCCAGAAGGAUUGACCGAUAUCUACGUGUCGAUGAAUCGAAAUGUACACAAUUGGAGCCCCACUAAUGAUUUGUAUCACGAAAUUCUCAAAUUCAUCGAAUUGGAGUCAUUCCCAAGAAAACCUGCGGUUCCUGAGGAUGAGAAAGACGGUCUUCUGCUCGAAACGGGAGGCUGCAGUAUUUGCUUUUCGCUCAAGUUGGACGAUAAGUUUCCGGAAAUAUUUUGCAAGAAUAAAUCCUGCAAUAAUUGCUACCACAUCGAGUGUUUGUACGAGUGGUUGGAGUCCGUUAAAGCCCCGACAGUUUGCCACAAGAAAGUCGGAGCCUGUCCCAAUUGCGAGAAGGCCAUCUCCUGUCCCAUACCGAGCUAGGAAAAACCUCAAUCCAGCAACAUUUCCUCGAUGGUUUUGUCGUCUCGAAGCGGACUGGGCGCCAAGCUGGGAUCGCUCUCCAAAAACUGCCUCAACUCCGACUCCAAAUCGAUGUUAACCACCUCGUUAGGCACCGUCGCGACGUCGGGCAUAGGCACUCCCAAGGCUUUCCUGAUCGCGGGCACGGUGGCCACGUCGGCCGGGUUCGCCCGCUUCACGAUAUCCGAGAGAUUCUCGGUGAUCGUCUCGGCUAUUUGGGUCUCCUCCUCGCUGGGCGGCGGGCAAUUGUUGAGAUUCGUCGGUACCGGCGUCGACAGCCGCUGGUACUGGUUGUUCUGGAGCUUCUCCAACAGCAGGCACAUGCCGUCGAGGCGCUGCUGGAGCUCGUGGCGCUCUUCGGCCAGGCGGAUUUCGUCGUCCAUGGU
Messenger RNA from Phyllotreta striolata, 1980 nucleotides. NCBI's taxonomy places the organism in Eukaryota, Metazoa, Arthropoda, Insecta, Coleoptera, Chrysomelidae. The record is from the annotation of a GenBank genome assembly.